UUCGUUUUUAGGGCAAGAAUAAAAAUUAUUUCUGGAUUUUAAAAUGAAACGCAGAAUGUACGAGUUAUUUCUGAGUGAAAACGUAAAAGGAAUGCCACUUUAUAAUUUGUGUAGAAUAUGUCUUAUUGAAGACACAAGUAUAGAAGCAAUGACGCCACUAUUUGAUAAUUCAGAUAAACGUUGUAUUGAAAUUGUAAAACAAAUAGAAGAAUGUGGUGGAAUCGAGCUUAAGCAGCACGAAGAGUUUCCAAAAAUGAUUUGUUAUCAAUGUUUGGAAUCACUGAAGACAUCACACAGGUUUCGGAACUUAUGUCAGGCUAGUGAAAAUGCUCUGCUAUCCUACAUUGUCAAAUCGGAAGUUAAAUUAGAAACUGAAGAGUUCAGCACAGCGGCAAACAACAGUUUACGUACAACUGAAGUAGACGAUGAUAUGUUUUUAGAAUUGCAUACAGAAUUUAUAGAUGCCCAGGAAAUAGAUUUAACUGAUAUUGCUGAUGACAAGGACAAUAUACAAAUAAGUGACAUAGAUGAUGUAAGUUCAGUAGAGUUUAUUGAUGAGUCGAUAAGUGAAAUAGAAAGCAGUGACGAAGAGUUCAAACUUAAAAAAAAAGUUAAGCCACGCAAGGUUGGAAAACCGGGUAGACCCAGAUUAAAGGAUACAGUGCCAAAAAUUACAGUCAAGCGUGAAAAGAAUAAAAAACUUGAGGGUGAAAAAGCAAUAAUGUGCGAAAUAUGCGGUAACAUUUAUGCAACACGCAGUCAUCUAAAUAUGCAUAUGAGAAGACAUAUGUCGGAAAAGCCCUUUGUGUGCGAAAUAUGCCAAAAAACGUUUGCAUGUGCAGCGGAAAUAAGUAGACACAUGAGAGUUCAUACAGGAGAGAAACCAUAUCGCUGUAAAUUCUGUGGGCGUACGUUUUCUGAUAGGAGUUCAAAUAUUAAGCAUGAAAGAAUUCACACAAACACACGUCCUUUUACCUGUACUACAUGUGGAAAAUCCUUCACAUAUUCAAAUGUGUUAAAAAACCAUAUGUUAACACAUACGGGUGAAAAGCCUUUUUCAUGUUCAGCUUGUAACAAAACGUUUUCUCGUAAACAUCAACUCGAUCAACAUUGUGGAACAUUCACACACCAGCAAACAGUUAAGAAUUUAAACUCCACCACUACGGACUUUAAACAAAAUACUGUUAUAUUACAAAUAGAUCAAAGUAUAGAUGCAACAAAUGAAUAUUAAAAAAAAUUUAAAAUACUUUUACAGUUUAAAUUUUAAAUUAAGUAUUUUACUUAAGUUUACCAUAAGAACUAUAUAAUAAAAAACUUUAUGAGUAUCAUU
Teleopsis dalmanni is the source of this 1330-nucleotide messenger RNA. Its product is annotated as transcription factor Ouib-like. Gene Ontology annotation, molecular function: RNA polymerase II cis-regulatory region sequence-specific DNA binding; DNA-binding transcription factor activity, RNA polymerase II-specific; zinc ion binding. The transcript is spliced from 7 exons. NCBI's taxonomy places the organism in Eukaryota, Metazoa, Arthropoda, Insecta, Diptera, Diopsidae. The coding region runs from base 44 to 1231 and encodes 395 amino acids. The record is from RefSeq and is a predicted model, not a curated record. Gene Ontology annotation, cellular component: nucleus. Gene Ontology annotation, biological process: regulation of transcription by RNA polymerase II.